Molecule: messenger RNA, 3805 nt
Organism: Amphibalanus amphitrite
Lineage: Eukaryota; Metazoa; Arthropoda; Thecostraca; Balanomorpha; Balanidae
Product: mitochondrial ribonuclease P protein 1 homolog
Exons: 3
Coding region: 393-1604 (403 amino acids)
Biological process (GO): mitochondrial tRNA 5'-end processing; positive regulation of mitochondrial translation
Cellular component (GO): nucleoplasm; nucleus; mitochondrion
Molecular function (GO): tRNA binding
Source: RefSeq, a predicted model, not a curated record
AUUGUCGGAUUUUGUUUGGCCAGGGGCUGUUAGGAGUAAGUGGUAUUGCCAUUAAUGGUGGGCAAUUUGGUUUGCUUUUGUCGAAAUUAAAUCAACUGAAAUCAGAAUGGGUUCUUGAUGAUCUGGAAUUUUCCCUUCUUUUCAGCUUGUGAAUCAUAAUUGUGCACACUAACUCUAAAUUAUGUAAGUGCUGUUAUGAUAUCUUUUGCAUCUGAUGACACAGGGUGUACAUUGUAAAUAUAAAUGUUAUUAGGACAAUGCACAUGGCAUAAACGUGAAACAGCAUCCGAUCACAAUUUACGAGUGACCAACCAUCCCUCAAUUCUCAAAUAUAUCCUUGUUUGGCAGUUUGCAACCACGGCUGAUCAAAUAAUAGCCAAUCUCUGACCGCCAUGCUGGGCCGUCUGCUGCUGUUGCGCAGCGGCCGCUCGGGCCUGGUGGCGGCGCUGUGCCCCCGCCGGCCGCUCUGCACGCAGCCGGCCGAUCCGGAGCGGGUGUCGGAGGCGCUCGGACUGCCCGAGUCGGACGAACGGCGCCGCCAGCUGCACCUCAUCAUGCUCGAGUACAGCGAGAUGCAGGUGUCCGGCUCGCGCGUGCCCGACUCGAUGUCCAACUACGACUGGGGCGAGCUGCUGCGGCUGGGAAGCUACUCGGCGCGACGCAAGUACCUCGGCUACCUGUUCAAACGCGAAAAGAGUCGCGAGGCGGACGCCGAACGGCGGAAGCGGAAGGCUGAAGAGCGCCGUGAGCAGCUAGCACGUGAGCUGGAGUCGCGGCCGAGUCACAUCCGGUACGGCCUCGGCCACAACACUAUCUUCCACAGGGUGACCGACACCACCAUAAAGUCGUGGGAGGAGCAGCGACUGUACACGGCCAUGUGCUUCGGCCAGCCGCUCGUCAUGGACCUCUCUUUCGAGCCGCACAUGACACGGCGCGAGAACAAAAACACCGCGCAGCAGCUGACAAUGCUGUUCGCCAACAACCGCAGUGCGCUGGACCCGUUCGACCUCCACCUGUGCAACGUGAAUCCACAGGGAGAGAUCAUGGAGUUCCUGCGCCGGGUCAUACCCAGUGUGGAGGAGCCCGGCUUCCCGCUGCACCUGAACCAGGAAAACUACCUGGACCUGUACCCCAAGGACCGGCUGGUGUACCUGACGCCACACUGCCGGAACGAGCUGCGAGAGUUCGACCACGACGCCGUCUACGUGGUUGGCGGCGUGGUGGACCUGGUGAAGGGCAGGCCGCUCUCGCUGGCCAAGGCCAAGAAGGAGGGUAUCAAGAUGGCCAAGCUGCCGCUGCAGAGGUACCUCAAUGUCGGCCCGUCGUUCAGUACCUCUCUAACGCUGGUGGCCAUGGGACAAAUCCUGCUCGACCUGCAGGCGGGCGCCGGCUGGGAGCACGCGCUGCGCCACGUACCGCGCCGCGGGCUGCUGACGCCCGAACAGCAGCAGGCGCAGGCGGAGCGCCAGCAGAGUCGCCUGCAGAGCCUACAGGAGGCCGCCGAGAGACGCCGUCAGCGCUGGGAACGCGCCGCGCAGCAGGCGGCCGGCGAGCGCCGCGCACCGCCUGGCGGAGGAGGCUGGCGGGGCGCCCGUCCCAGGUGAUGGGGUUAGCGGGAGGGGGAGGGGAGGGAUGCGCGUCUGAGUAUGAGUGAGGGGCUGUGUGGUGUGUUUGCCUGGGCGAGCGUGGUUGAAUGAGUGUCAAAGAAGUCGGGUCUCGAUUUGAUAUUGUUACUUUUUGGACGGAGUUUUUUAAGCUGAAGCUGCUUGUAUCUACUAUGCUUUUCAGACCCCAUGAGACCCUAAUUUUCGGCGAUAAUUUAUUUACUAUUUGUCCAAUUUGCUUCAAAUUUUCACAAUGCACAUUUCAGCUCAAGCGCCAAUUUUCGCCAAUAUGGUCUCUUAACAAAAUAUCAAAUUUCAGGGUACUUGUCGUUGCCUCGUAAUGUUAAAAUCGGCUCCGUAAAUCCGUCAGUGGAGUAGAGGCUAUCCGUGCGUAGGUGUGACGUCACAAACACGUGACCAUUAAGCUCCGCCCUCCCGGCGGACGGGGUAGUGACCUUGGCCGGUCAGUCGGCUGCGUGGAGCGGGCGGGGCAGUAGCUGUCGCACCGGGGCGGCUCGCAUGGACUGUAGGGACCGUAGCCGGUAGCUGCCGUGCAGUUGUCGUUGCAGCCGUAAUUUCAUCGAAUGAGCUAAAUAGCGCGCAUAAGUAACGCACCAGCUGAAGCCCUCGACUAAUUGUAUCUAUCACAAAUGUACGUACACUUUGUUCAGUCACAAAAAAUAUAUAUUUCCACACAAGAUUCGGGGCUUGUGAAAAAACGCGCAUGAAAGACGCUGUUGAUUUCAAAUGAUUGCGUAAGAUUAUGUAUCGCGUGAGACUACGUCAAAAUUGCAAAACAUAAUCACCAUUAACAUGAUGCAAUUUAUGUGUUUGAUAUAUGAAAUUUGAAUAGGAAUGUAGGUAUGCCGGCGUGAUCGAUUUAUAUCAUCCCGGUGCAACUAAGCAUUGAACACCUUCAGGACUAAUCCAUUUGAUCAUCGACUUAGGUUGAGGAGGUCGCCAGACUAACUUUGCCCCCAGAGCUUGUGUGUUGAAAUGCAAACAUGAAAAGUAAAAGCCUAGAGAUAGUUUCCUCACCAUUGAGGACAUACCUACUGUUACUUAAGUUUUACAAAAAAGAUACCGAUUCAUUGAUGAUCAUUCUCGUGUAGUGCCCAACGUCCGCCUGCCACAUUGCUAUUUCUUUUUGUGCACGUCUUAAUAAUAUAACACACACAUGACACCGCGAUAAAGGCCAUUUCUACCAUACGACACAUUACGCUUCUGCCCCACCCGGCGCCCCGCACCGCUUCACGAAUCACGAAUACGGUCGUUUCGCUGGAGCGAUGCCCCAGGCAAUCGGCCGUGCCCGAGACUCUUCAUCCUACUUUGUUGCUUUCUGCGCCUUCCUCAGAAACAUUUAUUGGCACUGCCAAAUAUAUCAAUAUUUUUUGGUUAAGCACAGGCUUACACAUGAUCUUAUAGGUAAUCGGGUAGUGACCUGACCCAACCUGACGAUGAGAUAGGUGCAACUCCUGCUUACAUAAAUGUUCAGAGUCCAAGAGUCUAUCCAUCUUUCCUUCUACGGCCGGUUCCGUUCCAAUAGAUCCUACCUUGAUUCUGAUCAUUCUGAAUAUUCUGAGCUGGUUCGACGUUUAAAUACCAAAAUAAGGUGAAGAGAAUACCAAAUGCCCUCAAACGGAUAAUUUUUUGGCUUUCGUCCCGAAACAACUUUGCCAGCUUCACUUGUCUCCAGUAUGUGGUCCCGCCCCGACCUCUCCGCGGUGCUGACACCGACUGAAGCGGCAUAGAAUCGCGGUCACGGCCAGUGGGCGGAGUUUAGUUGGGCCCGGCGCAACGUGAUUGGCCAGCGCUCCUAUCCAAUCCGGUGCGGUAGCGAGCGAGCCUCUAUCCGGGUGCAAAAACUGAUUAACAUUACGAGCCAACGACAAGUGCUCUAAAUUUUGAUUUUUUGUUAAGAGACCAUAUUGACAAAAAUUGGCGCUUGAGCUGAAAUAUCGUCUGCCAAAAUUUCAAGCUAAUUGGACAAAAAUUGAAGAAAUUAUCGCCGAAAAGCAGGGUCUCAUGGGGUCUGAAAUGCAUAGUAGUCGAAGUGAUGAAUGUAUGAUCGUGAUACGGGGCUGGACGAGACUUCUGUUGGGGCUUUCUCCAGCUGAUGUUAUGUCCUCAGAUAGCCGACUACAUUGAGUUAUUCCACCUCGCAAGAGUUGAAUACAAGUAUCUUAAUUUCGAAGAAAUUA